AGCACACAAGUUGUAGGUAGAUAGUGCGCCUGUCUGUCUGCCGCGCUGACUGGCGUUGACAGUUUCGCGCAAAAUGGCAGCUGAUGAGAAAUUAUUUUUCUCAAAUACUGUUCAACAUUUGGCGAGAUCAUUGGCAGCGAUUAAACCUACACCGUGGGAAAAGGUGAACAGGUUAUUCAAGUUAUGUCCACAAGAAUCAGCACAAGGUGUAUACAGACUAGACCAUCGUGGUCAGGAUGCGGUCAUUGCGCUGGGCAUAUAUUUUUUAGAAUCACAUCUCCAGCACAGAGACAAAAUUCUGCCUUACUUACUGAAGCUAUUGAAAGGUCUUUCAAAAGCAGUAUGGCUCGCUGAAGUCAAAAGUACUCCUAAUGACAGGAUUCCAAUCGCUGAACGAUUCAGCUUUUGUUUGAAUACACUGCUUAGCGAUAUAGCUACCAAAUGUGAACCGGUGAGGGAAGAGAUCAUAACGUCCCAAGUUGAGAUUCUAGGCGUUUUAACGAACUUGAUAAGAGGCUGCAAAGAUCAGGAUGGCACACGGAGUAUGCAAGCAAAAUUGUCCCUCUGCAAAUGUCUGGUGCCCAUAUUGAUUGGACUUGCCCGUUCGAUGGGACGAUUUUGCAGUUCGGAUCCGCCACUACUAAGUCGUAUUUUUCCACGUCCAGAGCCUCCAAUUCCACCACCGCAGAGUUUCACUGAAAAAUCUCCGCUCAACAAGAAAAAAAGUUUCAACAAUUUUCGUUCCAUAAUUCCACGCUCAUUGAGUGGAAAUUUGAAUCCACAUACGUUAGAAAUAUUACAGUUAACAGAUGUUGUGGAUUACGCAUCGACAACCAAAAGGCCAUCGCUGCAGUCUUAUUCGUCAGUUCCUUACGAUGCAACGACAUACUUUUUCAGCAAAUAUGGCUCGAGUUUCAAUCAAUUUCCGCAAAUGCGGUUCACUGAAAGCCCGGAGAAACGAGCUACUCUACAACUCAGCAUUGUUCACUUGCAAAGUGUCCUGGCAUUAGCAAAAAAAUUACUUACUAAAGAUGUGCUCAUAUUCCUUGAUGAGGAAGCUCAACAGGUUUAUAACUCUGGACAGGUCUUGGUAUUUCCAUACAAAACAUUCAGCGAAACAAUGAAUCUAGUGAUGGUAACACUACUCAGAGAAUUAUUGCAAAAUCAAAGAGACUUACCAACACCUUUCACAAGAGAUGUCCAAGAAUUUGUUAAAGGCUUGUUUUUAUCCGGUCAAACAGAACUACAAUCUAGGAAUCAUGAUGCAAGUGAGAGAGAAGAUAUGGACACAAAUUUUCAAACAGUCAAUAAAUUCAAAGUAAAUGUUAUGGCAAAUUCAGCUUGUGUGGAUCUCUUGGUUUGGGCUAUAGGCGAUGAAACUGGUGCUGACAGUCUCUGUGGAAGGUUAACCGAGAAAAUAAACUCUAACCACGGUCACAAAUUAGUACUGGCCCAUAUGCCUUUGCUCAUGGUUUGUCUUGAAGGGUUGGGGAAACUAGCUCAGAAAUUUCCGAAUAUAGCUACGACCUCGAUUUACUGUCUACGCGACUUUUUGGUUACUCCAUCCCCUAUUCUAUCAAAACUUCAUCGCCAACACAAUGACAAACAUGGCAAAGAUCAUCAAUUCAAAGUUACAAUUCAGGGAAAGGAAAUGAAGACAGUGGAUACUAAGCAAACAGCUUCACAGACGCAAAGUGCUUUUGAAAAACUUAGAGAUGCUGCGAUUGAAAAUUUGUGCAUUGCCUUGGAAGCGGCUCACUCGGUUGAUCCAUUUUGUGUGCCUGCUUUGGUGGCAAGUGUUUCCAACAGACUAUUCACAGCAGAAAAGAGUGACAGUGAAACUUCUCUUAUUUCGACUAACAUCGUUAUCAUGUUGGGACACGUAGCAGUUGCACUGAAAGAUACGCCAAAAACAACUGAUACAAUCCUGCAAUUCUUCCAACAACGAUUUUGCCGAGUACCAAGUGCCCUAGAUAUUUUGAUUGUAGAUCAACUAGGAUGUAUGAUCAUUUCUAAAUGCGAACCCCAGGUUUAUGAAGAAAUAAUGAGAAUGUUCACUACAAUUACUGUUGAAUCAGGGAGUGCUGCUUACACCACAAAUGAUGAACGAAAACAGUAUAGACACGUUUCCGGUGCCGUGAUAAACGCAUUGGCUAAUAUUGCUGCAAAUCUCAAAGGAGAAUCAGAAUUGAAUGAUUUGUUAGUUCGAUUACUCGAAUUAUUUGUACAACUUGGCUUGGAAGGAAAACGGGCUAGUGACAAAGCACCUAACCCACAGAAAGCUUCGAGCAGUGCUGGUAACUUGGGUGUAUUAAUUCCAGUAAUUGCAGUGCUUAUGCGGCGGUUACCUCCAAUAAGACUCCCGAAACCUAGGUUAUUGAAGUUGUUCAAAGAUUUUUGGUUAUACUGUGUCGUAAUGGGAUUUACGGCAGCAGAUUCAGGGCUGUGGCCAUUAGAGUGGUAUGAGGGUGUGAAAGAAAUUGCAGUUAAAUCCCCAUACCUAAUUUCUCAAACUUCAGCUCGCUUGGAAAUGCGUGAAUUGCAAUACACAUCUGCUGUCAGAAAUGAUAGCGUGUCUCUCAAUGAACUACAGGAAUUGAAGUCACAGAUACUCAAGAUGCUAAAUAGAUCCAGCGACAUCACAACAUACGUAAAUAAGUUACAAUUUGCUCAGUGUACUUAUCUGUUAUCAGUCUAUUGGCUAGAAACAUUGAGGGUGACAUACAGCCCGGAACCAAGCUUGCAACCGAUGUUAGAAUACCUGAGUGACACCGCUCUCCAAAAGGAUAAAAGUGGGAUGUGGCAGUGCAUUUGCUGCGUCAGCGAUUCAGUAUUUAUGAAAUUCAAAGAAGUUAUGCAACACAAGCCAAAAGAUGAACAAAGGGAAAAGGAAUUAGAAAGUCAUGCUCAAUUCUUAUUGGUCAACUUUAAUCACGUACAUAAACAAAUCAGAAGGGUUGCCGAUAAAUAUCUCAGCACUCUGGUCGACGCCUUUCCACAUUUAUUAUGGAAUUGUAGAGUUCUUUGGAGUAUGUUGGAUAUUUUACAAGUUCUUUCAUUUUCGCUACAACUUGAUCCAAACGAGGAAACACCAACUCUAAAAAUACCCAGCACGCCUUACAGCAUUCAAUUAAUGGAUACUCGUGAAGCAAGAGAAAGUAUAGUGAAAGAUUUUGCUGCAAGGUGUAAAGGCAUUGUUCAAGAAGCCAUGAAGUGGGCGCCUCAUGCAACCAGGUCACACUUGCAGGAAUAUAUUAAUCAGAUACCGUCAUCCGGAAUGUGGCAUCAUGCUGGAUUGGCAUUAGCUACUGAUUCGGUCUUGGAGUUUACUGACAUCACCAUUCACACAGCUCCAAUUAAUACAAAUUCGUUAGACAAAAAGGCAAGAUACGUUAAGGGGAAUAGUUCAAAACUAGUCUCUAUGAUGUCAAUGCGAUCACGUUAUGCAGGUGAAGUUUCUGGAAUGUUAGCACUUGAUCAAGAUGAAUCCCCAUCAUCAGAACUGAUAACCUUUAAUGUGACCCAGAAUAAUAAAGUUAUCAGUAAGUUAAUCUCAUCAGUCUGGAGGGCUUGCAGAAACAGAAGUGAUUCUCAGCACAGAGUUGCUCUCUGGCGUGCAACUGCUCUGUUGAUUUCUACGCCUGGAAUUCAUAGAACAUUGUUGCACACAGUAGCAUGUUCACAAAUUGAAUUAUUCACCGACGAUGCUAUGAUAACAGCAGUUGAAUGUUGGCAAUGGAUACUAACGGCACGACCAGACCUGAAACUGAGAUUUUUACAAGAAAUGUUAGCUGCUUGGCAAUACACCGUAGACAAAAAAAUGGGUGUAUUCUCUUUAGAACAAGAAGAAGUCAGUGCCCUAGCCGUUUACGAGGGUUGUCAGCUAGAACCGAAUUCACCCUAUGUGAAGCCUCACGAUAUUUGGGUGACAUUCAUAGCCGAACUAAUCGAAACUGCAAAGUAUUGUUGUCAGGAAACAAUCGAAAUGAUUGCAAUGCUAAUCCAUAGAUCUUUGCCAAUGGCUGUAGGGACAUGCGAAGAUCACUUGAACAGACAUGUCGCUGCUGUUGGAGUUCGUUUCAAGUUGUUAUCCUGUGGUUUGCUGCUACUGCAGGGAGAUAUCCUACCGAAAUCAUUGAGCAAGAAUGUGCUCAGAGAGAGAAUAUACUGCAAUUGUUUAGAUUACUUUUGCCGGGCUCCGCAAACACCAACUCAAAGUAUAGGUCAACUCAGCGAAGACAUAACAACGUUAAUACGAUUUUGGCAAAUAAUGCACAGCGACAAGAAGUACUUGACUGCAAAUGGAGUCGGUGACUUUGAUCUCUAUGGACCUCAUAACAAUUUGACUUCAACAUUACAAUCCGACAUAAGAGCCUCUACAACAAGCAGUGAAUUAACAAGACCUGUUACAGGGUGGAUAAAUACAGUGCCUUUAUCAGCUAGUACAAAUACUUUGAGUAAAAGAAGCUCUCGUAGUAAAAGAAUUGUCAAUGCUGACGUCUUUGUUAAAGAUUACAUAAAGAAACGUAAUCUUAUACUAGAGCUAUUGGCUGUUGAAGUAGAACUAUUGUUAGUCUGGAGAAAUCCUGGAGGCAGACAAGAUUUGGCAAUGGCUGGUGAAAAUCAUAUUGCUGAGUGGAGAGCUAAAGCAACAAACGAAAAAACAUGGAGAGACUACACUAGGCUUGCCUGGGAGAUCAGUCCUGUUUUGGCUGUGUUUCUACCAGUCAGACUGAAGAACUCUGAUAGCAUUGUAAGCGAAGUAUCCCGUCAAGUGAGAUUGAACCCAAUAUUAGUGGCUCAUGUUCCUGAAGCUCUGCAAUACUUAGUUACCACUGACACACUACUGAAUGACGCACCUGAACUCGUGUACAUGUUAACUUGGGCCCGAGUUUCUCCUAUUCAAGCUUUGGCUUACUUUUCACGUCAAUUUCCACAUCAUCCAAUUUCCGCUCAGUAUGCGGUAAGAGUAUUGAGCAGUUAUCCGGCUGAUGCCGUUCUAUUUUAUAUCCCACAACUCGUGCAGGCUGUCCGGCACGAUGCUAUGGGUUAUGUAAUAGAGUUUAUUAAGGCCAUUGCUAAAAGGUCACAGGUGGUGGGUCAUCAAUUGAUUUGGAAUAUGCACACAAACAUGUAUAUGGACGAGGACAAACAAUUAAAGGAUCCAGUGCUCUACGACAUUCUAGAUUCUCUGAUCAAAAGCAUCCUCAGUGCUCUGUCUGGUCCUGCUAAACAAUUUUAUGACAGAGAAUUUGACUUCUUUGGUAAAAUCACAAGUAUUUCUGGUGAAAUAAGACCAUAUCCAAAGGGUGCAGAGCGCAAGCAAGCCUGCUUACAGGCUUUAAGUAAAAUAAAAGUGCAGCCUGGGUGUUAUUUGCCAUCUAAUCCUGAAGCUGUGGUUUUAGAUAUUGAUUACAACAGUGGAACACCUAUGCAGAGUGCUGCCAAGGCUCCAUUUCUUGCACGAUUCAAAGUGCAAAAGUACGGUAUCAAUGAAUUGGAGCAUAUCGCAAUGGCCGUGUCUACAAAUUCCAGACUUGAAAAUGGAAGAGACCAUCAUAAUAUGGGUGUGGAAAUGUGGCAAGCAGCAAUAUUUAAAGUAGGCGAUGAUGUGAGGCAAGACAUGCUGGCCCUUCAAGUGAUUGGGAUCUUUAAGAAUAUUUUUCAACUCGUUGGUCUAGAUUUAUAUCUAUUUCCAUACAGAGUUGUAGCUACAGCACCAGGGUGUGGCGUAAUAGAAUGUGUACCACAUGCAAAAUCCCGAGACCAACUUGGACGACAAACAGACAUCACUAUGUAUGAAUACUUUAUCACCAAGUAUGGAGAUGAGCAAACUAAAGAAUUCCAAUGUGCGAGAAGAAAUUUCAUCAAAUCUAUGGCAGCCUACAGUGUGAUCACGUACUUAUUACAAAUCAAAGACAGACAUAACGGGAAUAUUAUGCUGGAUGAUGAAGGGCAUAUUAUUCACAUAGACUUUGGAUUCAUGUUCGAAUCAUCUCCAGGCGGAAAUCUCGGAUUUGAGCCAGACAUAAAACUUACCGAUGAAAUGGUUUACGUUAUGGGUGGGAAAAUGGAAGCAGCACCGUUCAGAUGGUUUAUGGAACUAUGCGUUCAGGCAUAUUUGGCGGUUCGGCCAUAUCAAGAGGCAAUUAUUUCGCUUGUGUCACUGAUGCUGGAUACAGGAUUACCGUGCUUCCGUGGUCAAACAAUAAAGCUACUACGCUCUCGAUUCGCUCCAUCAGCCACCGAUCGUGAGGCAGCUGCAUUCAUGCUCAAUGUCAUCAGGAGCAGUUUCCUUAAUUUCCGAACUAAAACGUAUGACAUGAUACAAUAUUACCAGAAUCAAAUACCAUAUUAAGUCACAUGGUAAGUAUAAGGCCAAUUUAAUUACAGUAUUGUACAACAGUAUCAAAAAAAAAAACUUUAGUAGGUAUUUAUAUGAUUUCUCCUGAAAGUGGAAAUAUACCUUAAAGCCACCCACAGUCUGAAAUCGAAAUAUAUGUGUAAGUGUUAGGUGCUAAUAUUUUUUAAGGACUGGUCGUACCUGCCGAAAUUCUCCUGUAAUUGGUUUCAUUGAAAUAGCUGGAAUGGCCUUGCAAUACUACACAGUCAAGAAGAUCACUAUUUUUUUCGUCAAGACCAUUUUGUACCGUUCAUAUUAAACGUAAUGAAACAUGAUUCAAAUUCUUUAUCGAAUAUCGGUUUUUAGAAAUAAAUUUCACUCCAAAUACACCAGUUCUUCAAAAAUAUCACUUUUUGUGGUAUAUUUCAUUUUAGUAUGAAAAUUUUGUGAAAUUAUUUAGUAAGUCAGCUGAAAACUAUUUAUUUUGGCCCUUAAACAAACGAUGUAUACAAAGAUUAAAGAAAGAACUUGUGAUGAUUCCUUGUUGUUUGCAAGAUAUACGUCUCCGUGUAAGUACCUUCAUGCAGUCAAAUGUUUUAGCAAGACUGUGAAAACAUUGCAUAUUGGCUCACAUACAAUAUACUUCUAUGUUUAUAGAGAUGAUGUUUAUAUGUUCCACUUAUACCGCAAGCACCAAGGAAGGCGAGUUCAGUCAGUUAUUCAGUACUUCUUACAUUUCACUUUUGAACUGUGGCUUGCAGCCUUCCAAUUAAUAUACAGCCACACAGAAUUGAAUCUUCAAAAUAUCAUUGUAAAAUAAGGAUAUUACAUCUUAGGUAUUCAUUGUUCAAAAGGAUAUUACUAUAUUACUGUUAUCACUGUUAAAUGAAAUGAUAUUACCAAUAUUUAUCAUGUUAACGAGAACUGUGUACAUUCCAUUGAUUUAUUUAUUGAUUUACACUUAGGAAUUGUUACUAUGCAAUAAAUUAAUAAAGAUACUAU
This is a messenger RNA of Diprion similis, 7345 nucleotides long. RefSeq names its product phosphatidylinositol 4-kinase alpha (gene Pi4KIIIalpha). Gene Ontology annotation, biological process: phosphatidylinositol-mediated signaling; phosphatidylinositol phosphate biosynthetic process. The record is from RefSeq and is a predicted model, not a curated record. The coding region runs from base 74 to 6358 and encodes 2094 amino acids. Gene Ontology annotation, cellular component: cytoplasm; plasma membrane. NCBI's taxonomy places the organism in Eukaryota, Metazoa, Arthropoda, Insecta, Hymenoptera, Diprionidae. Gene Ontology annotation, molecular function: 1-phosphatidylinositol 4-kinase activity. The transcript is spliced from 13 exons.